Limulus polyphemus (Atlantic horseshoe crab) is the source of this 1053-nucleotide messenger RNA. Its product is annotated as protein hairy-like. The transcript has 4 exons. Gene Ontology annotation, molecular function: protein dimerization activity; DNA-binding transcription factor activity, RNA polymerase II-specific; RNA polymerase II cis-regulatory region sequence-specific DNA binding. The coding region runs from base 58 to 1053 and encodes 331 amino acids. The record is from RefSeq and is a predicted model, not a curated record. Gene Ontology annotation, cellular component: nucleus. NCBI's taxonomy places the organism in Eukaryota, Metazoa, Arthropoda, Merostomata, Xiphosura, Limulidae. Gene Ontology annotation, biological process: anterior/posterior pattern specification; regulation of neurogenesis; regulation of transcription by RNA polymerase II.
AAACAAUCUUCCAAGUUCCAGGCUUUGUCAACAACUACAAGUUAGAAGUUUACAAUAAUGAACAACGAGGACCAAAAUGUGGACAAACCAACGCAGGAAGGCAGCCGGGUAUCAAAACCAUUGAUGGAGAAAAGGCGCCGAGCUAGAAUAAACCAGAGUUUGGCUGAAUUGAAAGGACUAUUACUGAAGGCCAUCAAACUAGAGAAUCCUAGACAUUCCAAGCUCGAGAAAGCUGACAUUUUGGAAAUGGCUGUACGCCAUCUACAGGGUCUUCAUCGGCAACAAAGAGCAGCAACACUGGUCAACGAUUCGCAGCAUAAGAACAAGUUCCUGGUCGGAUUUGAGGAAUGCCUCCGCGAGGUGGAGCUGUACUUGAAGAAACAAGAUGACAUCGAAGAAAACACCCUACAACAGCUUAUGCAGCAUCUGGUAAAAAGAGUCCAAGAUCUUAAAGAUACGGAAAAUGGGGACUUACACUCUUUAUCGCCCCGACUUCAGUUGCAUAGUUCCACAAUCCAACACUGUAAUUCAUCUUGUUGCGACGUUAUGGAAUCGUGCUGCCACUCUAAGAAGAUUCCAGAUUCAUCGGUGUCCUCCAGCUGUCGUAACUCUAAUAAGUCAGGUUGUUGUACUGUAGGAAUUACUCAAUUUUGCUUAGUUCCAAAACGUCUAGCAAACGGAGAUUUGGCUUUAGUGUUGCCCCAAAACCUAGCUAGGGGUGCCAAUGAUUUAGAACAGAAACCAUCUACUGCUAGUGCCUUCAAACUUCUUUCUAUGAAUUUAGAUUCGUCUUCUUUUCCUCAGGAAAUAUCCUCUACUAAUUCUUUUUUAGCUAAACCUGAUUCUUCUCUGUAUUGCAGUGCUGAAAAGUAUACCAAUUCAGAAUCACUGAGCCCCAUACCCAGCGAAACCUCUGACUUCAGCUCAGAUGAGUCAGUUGGAAUAUCACAGGAACCACAAACAUUUCGUUUGACUCAUCCAACGACUUGCAAUUUUGUCGGUUUUCCGGAUAAUCGGUCUCCGAUGUUAGAUAACGUAUGGCGACCAUGGUGA